UGCAUCAGUCAAUACGAGUACUCGGAAACUCGGAAAUAGUUCUGCUUGCUGUUAGUAGUGCCUAAAGUGCUAAGUGGAAAAGAUACUUCCUCUUUGUAACUAUGGGUCUUAAAGAAGCAAAUAUAUAUUUCGACAACCAAUGGAAUACAUAUUACGCCGGUCAAACUGUAAAUGGCAGAAUAGAGUAUGUGUUCGACAGUCCCAAAAAAGUUCGAGGUAUCCAUGUUAAAAUUAAGGGAGAGGCACACACUGAGUGGUGUGAAAGUAAGGAGGAACAGAACUCUGAAGGGAAGACAGAAACCUCAGAUACUAUGCACACAGGCCAUGAGGAAUAUUUCCAAAUUUCCUACUAUUUACUUGGGAGCAAUUCAGGGAAUGAAAUAGAAAUUCCGUCAGGCAAACAAGUGUACAACUUCACUUGUACAUUACCUCCUGUCCUGCCAUCAUCCUUUGAGGGCCAGUAUGGAUACAUAAGAUACACAGUUAAGGUCACCCUAGACCGUCCAUGGAAAUUCGACCAAGAAACCAAAAUGGCUUUCACUGUCCUAAAUGCAUUUGACCUGAAUCUGAACCCCUCAUAUAAGGAACCAAUCCAUAUUCAACUAGAGAAGACAUUCUGUUGCUUCUGCUGUGCCUCUCCGCCUCUGUCUGUUGAUGUUCAAGCUCCGGUGUCAGGCUAUGUGCCUGGACAAGUGAUACCUAUAAGAAUUGACAUUGAAAACAAGAGUAAUGUGCAGCUUCAUCUUGUUAAAAUCUUCUUGAGAAAGGUGGUCACAUACAGAGCUACAUCGCCAACAAAUGCGCUUAAGAAAACUAAAGAUGUAGUACUAACUGUACAAGAAGGUCCGGCCCCUGCAGGUUCUACUAAAAACUGGAACUUGACUAUGGAAGUACCCCCAAUACCGCCGUCCGAUCUCGUCAACUGCAACAUCAUUGACCUGGACUACGAUUUCAAGGUGGAAUGCGUAGUAUCAGGCAUGCAUAUGAACAUGCACGAUAAAAAGUACAUCACUAUAGGUACCGUGCCGCUAGUCGGUAUGAUUGGGCAGGCCACUCCUUCAGCACCACUUCAAGACAAUGUUGGGAACGGUGACCCAGCACAGUACUCUCCGAGCCAGCCAGCUGUCCUACCCGUUGGACCAGCACAACCUAAUGCGCCGUCGGCUCCCGGUGGUGACGCCAAUCCCGGCGGUUGGGUGAUGCCUGGAGCGCCGCCAGUGCAACCACCAUACCAGACAUUGUACCCGGCACUUACAUCACCGGUUUACAAAGAAUCUCCGUACACAGCUCGUACGAUUCAAGACCGAGGCGAGUCUAACCAUUUAAUGAUAAGCGGUGGUAACUUCGCCCCAUUCUACCCUACCUACGCUGCCGUCCAGCCGCCGCCGCUACCUCAAUAAGCAAGAGCUUCGCAUUUCGAAACAUUUAUUUCAAUUUUAAGACACAUUUACAAUUAAUAUUUGUAUUUUUAGGUAUAAGCCAACUUACUGCCUUUUGGCAGUAUAUUUCAUGGAUACCUUAAGGUCUACGAUAUGUAUAAGCGAAGAAUAAUACCUAUAUUGAUGUAAGACUCAAGUUUUUAAUAAAAUCCAUAGUUUAUUAACAGUGGCGAAGUUGUCGAAUUACAUUGUGCAAUAUACGAAAUAUUGAAAUAAAUAUUUACAAUGUUGAAGUUGUAAACUAUAUUGAAAUAAAUAAGACUAGGAAACGUGUUUCAGAUUCUACUUGAGUCUUACGUGUGCAUGAAUUGCUUUUAAAAAAAUACUCAAAAAGAUUUAAGCACAAAUUAAAUUGAAAGCCCAGCUCAAGCUUAAAAUUGGUCGUCUACUGGACUUGCCUUGGUAACUUCCAAAUUUCUCUACACAUGCCUACUUGGUGCUUACUACAGAAGCUUGUAUAGUCAACUGCUAGUUCGUGACUGCAUAGUAGAGCAUCAGUCUUCCGAUGACAUUGACUGCUACCCAAAGCUUGAAAAAUAUGAUACUUUUGGAAUGCGUCUUGAAGCACAAACUAGAUUAGAUAGAUUUAGGUCCUUUUUACCAAGUAUUUUCUAAUUGGAAUGUUUGAUUUUAAACUGAAAUAACAGUUUAAGAUAAUUUUUUAGUCAUUUCUUUUUUUUUCAAAAUUAUAAGUCCACCUUAUUGGGUGAAAUGUUUAAACCUGAAUGAUAUUUUCUUUUUUUAGUGCUUCUAACAGAAGUAGUGUUUGGUUGAGCUCUGAAUUUUGUUGAUCUGGCCUAAAUAAAGCUUUAAUACUGUGCCAAUAGAAUCAUUAAAAUGACGUAAAACACUUUGUGCUAGAAUGAUAUAGGAGCAAUGUUCUUUUUUAUUUAUACAGUACAAAUGCACGGAUGUUCAAUGGUAUUUUAGUAAUCUCGUUUUACUUUCAAAGUUUAUCAAAGUAAAUGUUUACUUUAACAUAUAUUUAUAAAGAGCUUUUUAUGUUACUCUGUUGUCACUUGAAUCUAAUAUAAUAUGGUAAAUGAUAAGAGAUAUUGUGUGAUCAUUUUAUACAUGUAAUAUUGUUUAUACAAAUAAAACUGCUUUAUAAUUA
Messenger RNA from Trichoplusia ni (cabbage looper), 2553 nucleotides. Its product is annotated as arrestin domain-containing protein 17. Lineage: Eukaryota; Metazoa; Arthropoda; Insecta; Lepidoptera; Noctuidae. Gene Ontology annotation, biological process: protein transport. Gene Ontology annotation, cellular component: cytoplasm. The record is from RefSeq and is a predicted model, not a curated record. Bases 102 to 1400 code for a protein of 432 amino acids. The transcript is spliced from 8 exons.